AUGAUGGCCGCGGGCCGCCUCUGGCUGGCCCGGGGCGUCCUGGCGGGGCUGCGGCGGCAGGCGCUGGUCGUGUGCGCGGCCCGCGCCGCCUCGAGCCUCCGCCGCCCUCCCCCGCCCGUCCCCGGGCCCAGCCGCGGGCGCUCACUGACCCUGUCGGCGGCCGCCAUCGUGGACGCGGCGCCCCGCCCCCUGCAGCCCUAUCUGCGCCUCAUGCGGCUGGACAAGCCCAUCGGAACCUGGCUGUUGUAUUUGCCAUGUACCUGGAGUAUUGGCAUGGCAGCAGAGCCAGGCUGUUUUCCAGAUUGGUAUAUGUUGUCCCUUUUUGGCACUGGCGCGAUUCUGAUGCGGGGAGCUGGCUGUACAAUUAAUGACAUGUGGGAUCAGGACUAUGACAAAAAGGUUACAAGGACAGCAAAUCGACCAAUCGCUGCUGGAGAUAUUUCAACUUUUCAGUCUUUGGUUUUCCUUGGAGGACAGCUGAGCUUGGCGCUGUGUGUACUCCUGUGUCUGAAUUAUUACAGUAUAGCACUGGGAGCUGCAUCAUUGUCUCUGGUGGUCAUUUACCCUCUGAUGAAAAGAAUUACUUAUUGGCCGCAGUUAGCGUUGGGACUGACCUUUAACUGGGGAGCAUUACUGGGAUGGUCCGCCAUCAAAGGCUCCUGUGAUGUGUCUGUGUGCCUACCCCUUUAUCUCUCUGGAGUUAUGUGGACGUUAAUAUACGACACUAUCUAUGCCCAUCAGGACAAAAGAGACGAUGCCCUGAUUGGUCUCAAAUCCACUGCGCUUCGGUUCAAGGAAGACACCAAGCAAUGGCUAAGCGGCUUCGGCGUUGUCAUGCUGGGCGGCCUGACUCUGGCCGGACUAAAUUGUGACCAGACCGCGCCCUACUACGCUGCCGUGGCUGCCAUAGGGGCUCACUUGGCUCGCCAGAUUUACACCCUGGACAUCCAUAAACCUGAGGAUUGUUGGGACAAGUUUACUUCCAACCGAACAAUAGGAAUCGUGCUGUUCAUAGGGAUUAUGCUCGGAAACUUAUGGAAAGAAAAGAAACCAAAGGGGUCAAAGGAGAAUGGAGACCUUGAUUUAGGAAAUUAACAAGUGAAGUUUAGGAACGCUUCAGACCAAGAACUACAACACUUUCUCUAGUUUUGUUACCAGAAAACUGGUUUGAGUAGUCUGUCAAAGUGAGAAUGAUUGGCAGAUGACUAUUUGAGGCAUGGUCACCCAGGAAUUCCCAGGUUAAACUCUUUCGCCAGUAAAAUUCACUCCAUCUCAGGUAUUAGCAGGUUCUCAACUCUUUUGAAGCUGGGCAUAGCCCUGAAUUUUUAGAUGAACCUGUUACAUGAGAAUUCACCUUUAAAAAUCAUUGGAAUUAUACAAGCUUUAGCACCUUUUUAGAACUGUGAUGAGUAUCUCAUCCAAGAGGAAUGUAUUUUGGGAAAUGUAUUCUUUUUAGAGAAAACUCAAAUAAAAGCUGCUAUGGAAAA
Messenger RNA from Vombatus ursinus (common wombat), 1487 nucleotides. It is a transcript of the gene COQ2, whose product is annotated as coenzyme Q2, polyprenyltransferase. Gene Ontology annotation, biological process: ubiquinone biosynthetic process. The transcript is spliced from 7 exons. Gene Ontology annotation, cellular component: mitochondrial inner membrane. The record is from RefSeq and is a predicted model, not a curated record. The coding region runs from base 1 to 1095 and encodes 364 amino acids. Lineage: Eukaryota; Metazoa; Chordata; Mammalia; Diprotodontia; Vombatidae.